AUGUCGACCCUCAUCAAGCCGCCGCCCAUCGACUCGUCCAAGUCUGCCAUCGAGCAGAUGCUCGACUUGACCCAGCUCACGCCCAUCGACCCGGACCUGUUCACCAACACCCAGCCGCUAUGGCACCCGCCCGGCGCUCGCGGCAUCUUCGGCGGAGCCAUCAUCGCCCAGUGCCUUGCUGCCGCCCAGCGCACCAUCCCUGACGACUUUUCCAUCCACUCGAUGCACUGCUACUUUGUGCUGGCCGGCGACUCGGAGAUACCCGUGGUAUACCACGUCGAGCACGUGCGGGAGGGGAGGUCGUUUGCGACACGCACCGUGCAGGCCCGCCAGCGCGGCAGGGCCAUAUUCACAACGACCCUGUCGUUUGUCAAGGUCGACAGCGCCGGCAAGGAGAAGGUCGAGCAUUCCUUUUCCAUGCCCGACGUGCCCGGCCCGAGCGAAGAAGAGUCGCGCCGCCAUGCCAACGACGACGACCAGCCCUUUGAGAGCCAGCGGAUCGACAUAGGCGACAAUGACUCGCCGUACCCGCAUACCAAGAAGUGCAGGCAAUGGCUCAGGGCGCGCGGGACCAUAUCGCCCGCUGGCGGCCAUCAAGCACACCUUUCGGCCAUCGCGUACAUGUCCGACAGCUUUCUCAUCGGCACCGUCGCCCGCGUGCACGGCCUGUGGACGUUCAAGCCGCGGCGGGGCGGACGGCCGACCAUCGACGAGGAAACUCUCCGGAGGCUGCUGCACGAGGACGAAGAGAAGGUGAAGCGCAUUCCCGGCAUGACCGACCACGUCAUCAAGAGUCUGCGCGCGGGCAAGAGUCUGGCACAGGCCGAGGAAGACAGGCCGGAAAUCGGCAUGAUGGUCAGCCUGGACCACUCGAUAUACUUCCACAGUCCUCGCGACUUCAGAGCGGACGAGUGGAUGUUCACCGAGAUGGAGAGCCCCUGGGCGGGUGAUGGACGAGGGCUGGCCAUUUCCAAAAUCUGGAGCAGAGACGGCAGGCUCAUUGCCACAUGCGUGCAAGAAGGGGUUGUCCGGCUGAAGCAACCGACAGAAAGCAAGCUGUAG
Messenger RNA from Diplodia corticola, 1062 nucleotides. RefSeq names its product acyl-thioesterase ii. Gene Ontology annotation, cellular component: peroxisomal matrix. Bases 1 to 1062 code for a protein of 353 amino acids. The transcript is spliced from 3 exons. The record is from RefSeq and is a predicted model, not a curated record. Gene Ontology annotation, molecular function: fatty acyl-CoA hydrolase activity. NCBI's taxonomy places the organism in Eukaryota, Fungi, Ascomycota, Dothideomycetes, Botryosphaeriales, Botryosphaeriaceae. Gene Ontology annotation, biological process: acyl-CoA metabolic process; fatty acid catabolic process.